AUGCCAAGCCCGUUGCGAAGGCCUGUGCAUGACGGGGUCCGUCUCGGCACCAUAUCCCGUGUCGAUCACCAGACCCUGGAUUCAGACGCCGCUGUCAGCGUCAAUUCAGUGGAAAAUGGGGAACCCCAACGGCCAACGUUGAUCCCGGGAUGGGGCAGUCCCGGUACUACCCAUAGCACCCCGCUCGUAGCAUCAUCCACAGCCCGAGCUAGUGGUGACACCUCGAGCAGUGGGACCUCGACUCCAACGUCCCUGAGCCCGCCGCCGCCUCCACAUCUUCCCCUCCUCCAGGAUGAGAAGCCCCGGUAUGUACGACGACCGCCCGGGCUAAUAAAGACCUUGUCCAAAAAGAUCAUGUUCUGUUCAGCCUGGGUCUUCGUCAUUGGCUUCCUGUGCGUCUGCCUAUACAAUUACCGAUAUAACGCCAACGGCCUUAUCCCCUCGUUUGCUCCCUCGGACGUAGGCGUUCCCUCCAAGGAAAAGGGCACCCCGAGUAGUACCACCCAACACGGCAACUACGGCGACUCGAAUGAUAAUGGCAAGGCAAAUAGUAGUGAUAGCACAGAGGCAAUAGUUUCAUAUGUCGACCCGGAUCUCGAGCUAGGUCUUUCGUCCGCAUCUUCUCCAUCGGUCCCAACUCCGACAUCUCAGACUGCAGACACCAAGGACACGUCGUAUUCCCCAUCCACCACCUUGAUGACCGCAACCAUUACUAUGACCAACGAAAGGCUGCCCGGCGCCACAGCCACAUCACCCGCAGUCACCUUGCGCCAAGGCCGGUACAUUGGCGUCCACUUUUCUGUCGACUACCGCUUCCCCAAGGCUAUUGAGGCCUUUCGCGGCGUUCCCUUUGCUCAGACCACCGGAGGGGAGAACCGCUUCCAGCCACCCAAGGCACUACCGGACUCCGAUCAGACGUUCCAGGCUGUCAAGUUCGGCGAGAAUUGUCCUAUAGGAGGGACGGUAGGCAACGGGUUUGGAGAAAACUGCUUGAAUGCCAAUAUCUACAGGCCGGCUGGUCUGGUUGAUGACGAUGGACUAAAAAUAGGGGACAGCAACAAGCGCCCGGCGUUGCUGCCCGUGGUUGUCUACAUCCAUGGAGGUGCCUUCAACGGAGGUAUGGGCGCUGAACGCAACAUGGCGAGCUUCGUUUCCUGGGCCGAUGCACCUAUGAUAGGCAUUAAUUUCAAUUAUCGUGUCGGUGCCUUGGGGUUCCUCCCAUCAGCAUUGACGGCCAAGGAAGGGUUGCUAAAUCUGGGGUUAAGGGAUCAGACUAUGUUGUUGGAAUGGGUGAGGGAAAAUGUAAAGGCCUUUGGAGGUGAUCCGGAUAAUGUCACGAUCAUGGGACUCAGCGCUGGUGCGCAUUCGAUCGGGCACCAUAUCAUGUACUACGCCCGAAAGGAGAAUCCGGCACCCUUUCACAGAGCCAUCCUGGAGUCCGGCGCAACUACUGCUAGAGCUGUCCUCCUCCCAAACCACCCUCGUCACCUGGUCCAAUUUCGAGAAUUCCUCGCGGCUGCAGGCGUGGACGGAUUACCGGAUGAUCAGAUCUUUGAUCAUCUUCGCAAGCUUCCGCUCGAAACCAUAGUCAGAGCCUCCAAGAAAGUCUGGGACCGCUACGAACCCAGCGUCACAUGGCCCUUCCAACCCGUCAUCGACGGGCUUCACGACCAACAACAAGCCAUCAGCAACAACAACAGCGAGGCCACCCCCGUCCUAAUCCCCGACCUCCCCAUCACCUCCUGGCGCCAAGGCAAGCACCUCCGCAUUCCCGUCUUAACCGGCUUCAACACCAAUGAAGGCGCCAUGUUCAUCCCCAGGCAAGCCAACACAAACGACGACUUCCGCUCCUUUUUCAAAACCCUCAUCCCCACCCUCACCGACGCCGACCUCGCCGCCCUCGAGCACCUUUACCCGGACCCCGUGACAAACCCCCACAGCAGCAACAACCCGUACCGCUCCGUGCCCGCCGGCAUGGGAGCUCAGUGGGCCCGUCUCGACGCCGCUUACAGCCACUACGCCUACAUUUGUCCAGUGCUGCAAACAGCGCACUUUAUGAGCCAGGCGGGAUUGCCGGUUUAUGUCUAUAGGUUCGCGGCUAGGGGAAACUGGGACGUGGCGAAUCACGCGGAUGAGGCACUUGUGGUGUCGCAUGAUAUGGAUUUUUUGAGGUCAUUUGGACCGCCGCGACGGAGCAAGGGGUUGAGAAAGGUGGCAGAUGGGAUGAAUGCUGCUUGGGGAAGGUUUAGUAGUGGGGAGAAGGUUAUUGAGGUUGAGACGGAUGGGAAGAAGGGUAGUGGGAAGAGGGUGGUGUGGCCGUUGUUUAGGACGCCUUUUGGGGAUGGUGAUUCGGAACUAGACCGCGGCGGCGCUGGGCACAAGACUGCGGAGAGAAAUACAGAAAGAGGGUGGUCAUCAUCAUCAUCAUCAUUGUGGAAACAGAGCAGCAGUGGUAAUGACGAUGUAAAGCCGCCAGAGGGGACGGGCAGGAUGAUUGUCUUUGGAGAAGGGAACAACGAGCGGGCAGGUGGUAGUAGCCCUGGUACGCCGGCCAAGGAAGAGGUUCUCAAUGAGAUCUUGCUGAAGGCUUGCCGGUUUUGGUGGGAUCGGAUAGAGUUAAGUGAGGGCUUGGGUAUACGUCGUGAAGAGAUGGGAAGGUCUGGUAAAGGUACGAAGGCCAGGCUAUGACUUGGGGGUUGACGAUAUGUGUAGAAUGCUGAAGGCGAGUCUUCUAUCUGCGGCUUACAAGUAUCAUUAUGACCGAAAUUACAAGGCAUAAAACUGUGUGGUGUAUAGUGCAGGAUGGGCUUGCUCAUGUUAGGUACUUACGUUAUGAGUAAUGGUUAAGAACAAGGAGGUUAGAUGGAUAUCGGAUAGGCAAAUCCUCGUUUUUUU
Molecule: messenger RNA, 2895 nt
Organism: Neurospora tetrasperma FGSC 2508
Lineage: Eukaryota; Fungi; Ascomycota; Sordariomycetes; Sordariales; Sordariaceae
Exons: 2
Coding region: 1-2688 (895 amino acids)
Source: RefSeq, a predicted model, not a curated record